CGGCAACACCAACGAAGUGAGCCAUCGCCCUGUUAACGGUGUCAUGGCGGUUUGACUUGUUGAAGGUUUUUUUUGCAAUAACUUACUAGUUAAUGUGCUUUUUAGCUGUGUAAUCUUUUAAUUUCUGUGUAUUAAUUCAAAUUCAUCAAAACAAUCAAUAAUGCGCGAAUACAAAAUAGUCGUUCUGGGUAGCGGGGGCGUGGGAAAAUCCGCCCUGACAGUACAAUUCGUACAAGGCAUCUUUGUGGAGAAAUACGACCCCACCAUCGAAGACAGCUAUCGGAAACAAGUAGAAGUUGACGGACAGCAAUGCAUGCUCGAAAUUCUAGACACGGCCGGAACGGAGCAGUUUACCGCUAUGAGAGAUUUAUAUAUGAAAAACGGACAGGGGUUUGUCUUAGUAUACUCUAUAACAGCCCAAUCGACUUUCAACGACUUACAGGACCUGAGGGAACAGAUUCUGCGGGUGAAGGACAAGGUGGAUGUACCAAUGGUGUUGGUUGGCAACAAGUGUGACCUGGAGGCGGAGCGCGUGGUUGGCAAGCAACAGGGCGCGAACCUCGCAAACCAUUUCGAUUGCGUCUUUAUGGAGACCUCCGCGAAGGCUAAAAUCAGUGUGAACGAAGUGUUCUACGAUCUAGUGCGACAGAUUAACAAAAAAUCACCCAAGGAGGAAAAAAACAAGAAGAAACCAAGAUUAUGUCGCAUGCUGUAAAGAUAAAGGCGCUUCCGACGCAACUAGGUAUUAAAUAUUUAAUAAUUUGAAAGACUUCUCGUACCCAGAUAUGGCUCUUGACAGUUCCAAAAGUUAAUUAGGUCGGGUGAGCAUGGUUGGUUAUUGAAUACCCUUAGCAUUUUGGAAAUGUGCAUUUGUUGUGCUCUUGUGGUCCGGAGCUGUAAGAUGAGAUGAAAUGCAUCACAGAUCCUAUCAUAGGUGUUGUCUCCUUAUUGUAUUAAGUUGACUACUUCCUCAGCUGUGUAUUUAUAUUAGUGGUUCAUAAAGAUACAUUCAAAGAGCCUGUAUGUGUUUCACCCUCCGAUUUCCAUUAUGAUUAGUGUGAAUGAUGCCAUGUUCAGAAGUAAUCUCUCACUUCACUUAAUUACCAAUAACUUGUGAUUUCCAAAUCAUACAGAGCUGUAACUAUUAGUUUAAAACUGUAACUGCCUAAAUCUCUAUUAGUAUAUUUAAUUGGUAUCUUUAUAUUAAACGAGUCUUGCAAAGGCUACCUAGUUUCUUAUAGGAUAUUGUUAAAAUCCCCGCUUGGUUCAGACAUUUAUAAAAUGUAUACAAACCGGAGUUAUCAUAGCGUCAUUGCUCAUCAUCAAAGGUCCGAAGCUUUAAAGGAUUUGCACAAUCUUUACUUAAAAUAUAGUUUGUUACUGUCAUAUUAGUUCUCUAGCUGUUGUGUGAGUGCUGGUUGUUUUGGACAUUGUUUCCUUAUAUCUGCCAAGAAUGCUUAACUGUUUAUCAUAAAUUGUAUAUUAAUGUAGCAUGUUCUCAUGAACAAAUCAUUUUCCAUGUCUGAGCUGAGCCGGUAUAUUAUGAUAGCAUUUAAUAAAAUGAUAUAAAAACUUCUGAACAGCCGUAUGCGAGUAAGGCGGGCUCCUCGGAGACCAAGAGUUUGUGCCAGUGGGCCAUAACCAGUGUAAAAUGUUUAAUAUAUAAGGAUACAUUAAAUUUUUUCAGAUAUAUUAUUGUCUUGUUAUAUAAUACAAAUGUAUGAAAAGUUAUGACAACACACCUUUCGGAGUCUCGCAUUCAUGUAUUCGAGCUCCGAGUCGGUGAAGCCGCUAUGAUAGUGCCCAUGUCCCGUAGAUUGUUUGCCGGCACUCAUCGGAUACUAUACCUUACUAAAGUCUAGAUGAAUAUUAAAGUUAUUGUAAAUUGAAUAAAUAAAGUAUUACAAGUA
Messenger RNA from Danaus plexippus (monarch butterfly), 1910 nucleotides. It is a transcript of the gene Rap1, whose product is annotated as ras-related protein Rap1. Gene Ontology annotation, biological process: cellular response to cAMP; negative regulation of synaptic vesicle exocytosis; Rap protein signal transduction. The coding region runs from base 161 to 715 and encodes 184 amino acids. The record is from RefSeq and is a predicted model, not a curated record. The transcript has a single exon. Gene Ontology annotation, cellular component: plasma membrane. Gene Ontology annotation, molecular function: GTP binding; GDP binding; GTPase activity. NCBI's taxonomy places the organism in Eukaryota, Metazoa, Arthropoda, Insecta, Lepidoptera, Nymphalidae.